CUGCCGGCCGUCGGCACGGACAGUCACUACCAGUGCAACCUACCCCACCCUACAAGACACCACACCAGCCCAACCACCUCUUUCUCCCUCGAUCAGACAUUGCAUUAUUUUCUGCCCAGCGCCCAAUUUUCAGCCAUCCUCCACUCAACACCACUGCAAUCUGCCAACCACAAUCGCCACCAUCCGCCAUCCUCUAGCACCGACUACAACCAGAUAUCAGCCACCUCGCGUGGCGGCACAGUGGAAGUCGAAAAUUGCUCCAAAAUUGGAGCCGGCAAACAAAUCCCCAAAAUUCGUCGGCAACUCGAAAUAGAUCAUCCGUCGUCCAUAUCAACGGCGCUGCUGUAG
This is a messenger RNA of Striga asiatica, 348 nucleotides long. The record is from the annotation of a GenBank genome assembly. NCBI's taxonomy places the organism in Eukaryota, Viridiplantae, Streptophyta, Magnoliopsida, Lamiales, Orobanchaceae.